Molecule: messenger RNA, 297 nt
Organism: Penicillium samsonianum
Lineage: Eukaryota; Fungi; Ascomycota; Eurotiomycetes; Eurotiales; Aspergillaceae
Exons: 2
Coding region: 1-297 (98 amino acids)
Source: RefSeq, a predicted model, not a curated record
AUGUUCGGCGUUCAAACGCUACGGGACGAUGAGCGCAAGCUUCUCAGCAUGAUUUAUACUGUUGUCAGAGAGGCAGAUCUUACAGAGCUUUCAGAUUGGGCAGACGAUAAUGCAGAUGCAGUACGCCGUCUAGCAGCAUGUACCGCCCGACUGUGGGCCGAAACAUUUAGAGGGUUUCAUAUAUCCUGGAUUCUCCGGUGGCGUCUUCGACCUGAUCUCGGGGAUACAAUGAUUCACCCUCACAAUUUUGACAACUUCAAGCUCUUUGGCUUACGCAGCAGACCAACCAAUGCGUAG